AUAUGUUAAACGAAAGUCUUUAAUUACUUAAAUAUUAAAGAUGUUUGUGGUCAGUGUUGAACGACUUUCAAGCAAUCUUGGCUAAGAUGGAAGGACGUGAGGCUCUUUUUCAACAGUGCGGAGGUUCGAUGCGCUAGUUUAGUUUAUAUUUGGUGGCUUUUUGCUGCAUAAGAAAUCAGCGUUCAUUAUCAAAUCGGAAUAUAGACUUUUCCGAGUUAACAACUAGUUUAACAAAAGCAGCUGAAUCAGCAUGGCUGAUCUGAUGGCAACAUCAGAAUGUCUGUCAACGUAUUUUAAAUGCACGUUCCUUUCGAGCCGCUUACUGUCUUUGUUCGUCACUUCCAAGUUAUCGACUUAAAACUUCAUACAAGCAGACUGAGAAGGCAACUGCUGCUAAUUUGUCGGCUUAAUUUCUAAAUGUCCUUAUUAUAAUGAAAACGGCCAGAAAUGAAAACAUGGCUAACAUAUUAUGACUUCAGUUGCCAUGGUCAGUGAAUUCUGCGUAGUAAUUCUUUCAUAAUGAUUGAGAAGGUAACCUUCCAUACUAUAUCGACUGCUUUGUCAAUCAUGAUCCGCACUGGGCUCAGAACUCCGGCAAGGGAAACUGUCCACCAUAAAGCCAACAUUGCAGUUAAGAUCCAGAUUAUAAUCUUGAUUACCGAUGCCGCUAUUUUGAUAUGUGUGAAUGAAAAUAUAGUCCAAACCAAUGCCAGAAAAGCCAACAGAACAACUAAUUUAACCGGUGUACUGACAGCCAUGAGUGUGGGAAUAGCAAGUGGGGACAUCAAGAAGAUGGGGGAGGCUGGUUACCACACGGUGGAGAGUGUAGCAUUUGCACCCAAGAAGUCCAUACUCGCCAUCAAAGGCAUCUCUGAACAGAAGGCCGACAAAAUCAUGACUGAAGCUUGGAAGAUGACACCUAUGGGCUUCACUACGGCAACCGAUUUUCACCAGAAGAGGGCAGACAUAGUGCAAUUAUCUACAGGGUCCAAGGAGCUGGACAAACUGCUUGGCGGCGGAAUAGAGACUGGUUCAAUCACGGAGAUAUUUGGCGAGUUCCGAACUGGUAAGACUCAAUUGUGUCACACUCUGGCUGUUAAUUGCCAGUUGCCUGUGGACAUGGGAGGGGGCGAGGGAAAGUGUCUCUACAUUGACACAGAAGGAACAUUCAGACCAGAGCGACUGCUGGCUGUCGCCGAGCGACAUGGACUUAACGGGCCGGAUGUGUUGGACAAUGUGGCCUAUGCCAGAGCAUACAAUACAGACCACCAGCUGCAACUACUGCACCAGGCAUCGGCCAUGAUGAUAGAGUCCCGCUAUGCUCUCCUUAUAGUAGACAGUGCCACAUCUCUUUACAGGACAGAUUACAGUGGGAGGGGGGAGUUGUCUGCCAGACAAAACCAUCUGGCUAAGUUUUUGAGGACUCUGCUGCGAUUGGCUGAUGAAUUCGGAGUGGCAGUGGUGAUCACAAAUCAGGUGAUGGCCCAGGUGGAUGGGGCAGCCAUGUUCGCAGCUGACCCCAAGAAGCCCAUCGGAGGCAACAUAAUGGCACAUGCAUCAACCACUAGAUUGUUCUUAAGAAAGGGUAGAGGGGACAACCGCAUCUGUCAAGUUUAUGACUCACCAUGUCUGCCAGCUUCUGAGGCCAGUUUUGCAAUCCUACCUGACGGAAUUGGAGACGCCAAGGAGUGAGCGCAGCUAUGACGCAAUAUUAUGUCAUAUCAGCAUAAGUUGCUCUGAUGUAUUGCGUAGUCUUAUGUUUCUUGAAUAACUUCUUGUUGCUUUCAGGGGAUCAGUUGCCAUAAUUUAAACGAUGUUUGAGAAUUGAUUGUAUUAAUUUGGACUUUGAAUUGCCUAGUUAUGAUUUAUUAGUUAAUUA
Molecule: messenger RNA, 1879 nt
Organism: Symsagittifera roscoffensis
Lineage: Eukaryota; Metazoa; Xenacoelomorpha; Acoela; Convolutidae
Product: DNA repair protein RAD51 homolog 1-like
Exons: 7
Coding region: 520-1692 (390 amino acids)
Biological process (GO): reciprocal meiotic recombination; double-strand break repair via homologous recombination; mitotic recombination-dependent replication fork processing
Cellular component (GO): condensed nuclear chromosome
Molecular function (GO): double-stranded DNA binding; ATP-dependent DNA damage sensor activity; single-stranded DNA binding
Source: RefSeq, a predicted model, not a curated record